Molecule: messenger RNA, 483 nt
Organism: Colletotrichum truncatum
Lineage: Eukaryota; Fungi; Ascomycota; Sordariomycetes; Glomerellales; Glomerellaceae
Source: RefSeq, a predicted model, not a curated record
AUGUCCAGACCUACGCCUCGGUGUCAGGCAACAUCGCAAGCGGUUCCCUCGCCUUUCGACCCCAAGAUACAUUGGCACACGAUCUACACGUAUGAUGAUUACAUUCGGCAAAUCACUCAUCAAUGCGUGGAAACCCGUUCCUGGAGUGUAUGGGCAAACGGCCCACUAAAGUCUGAUGGGGCAGCAGCCUCAGAGGAAAACGAGGAUGCCGCAAUGGCUGGCUGUGUAGUUAAUGACCAGGACCCUGAAGCCAGCCAGGAUAAUGCCAUCAUUAUCUUCCCAUCCAUUGGUUUCCAGUGGACCCGAGGGCUCUACUUUAGUAGACAGCCACGUUCGAGAUCUUUGUUGGAAUCCAGUGGCUGGCACCAGCCAAACACCAUUAUUGUCUCUCCGCAGGAGUACCGGGGAAUCGUGGUUAACUACGCAGCUUACCGGCAGCUGAAUUUCAACUCUCCGCAACACCAUCUGGCCAUUUUCCAGUGA